CCUCAAAAGACAAUCUAGUUUGAUUACAAACAGUCUUGAUUACAAUCGCUGGCAAUUUCGGAUUACUUUUUGCUGAGUAUAAUUAAUUAAUAAUAGCAAUCCUGAAGAUAAAUAAUACGCGGCCACAUCCCUUGGGUUCUGUGUAAACCACAAUCCCACCAUACGAUCAAAUUACCCAAUAAAGCACUACCCGCGCGUGACCUUAGAUAUCAACGUUACAAUGUCUAUCCCAGCAAGCAACGGCAAGGUCGUUCUCAUUACGGGGAUUAAUGGCUACAUUGGCUCGAAAAUUGGCCUCGACGCACUGAAUCAAGGCUAUUCGAUCCGUGGAACCUCUCGCUCUGUUGCGAGCACUCAUGCCCUCCUCGCGGGGCCAUUCGCUCCAUAUUCUGACCGCAUCGAAAUAUUUGAAGUCCCUGAUAUAACGGCGCCAAAAGCAUUCGAUGCAGCAGUCAAGGGCGUCCAUGGCAUCUUCCAUGUUGCCUCCCCCGUGAACUUUGCCCUUAAUACGUGGGAUACAGUUGUGGUCCCAGCUAUCGGCGGCACAAACACCCUCCUCACUUCUGCUUUGGAGCAGGCUGGCUCACAGCUUGAAGCCGUAGUGAUCACAUCGUCCGUCGCCGCACUAUGGAACCGGGGGUCCCCAGAAGGAUAUGUCACCACGGAGGCCGACGAGAACACCUGGGCUGUUGAGGCAGCCAAGAAUGUAGAUGCAGACGGAAUCCCAGAAGCACAGCGGGGCGGCAUAAUGUAUGCGGCGUCCAAAGCAGCAGCUCUACGUGCCGUUCAAGAGUUCAGAGACACUCGUAAACCACCAUUCUCCAUCAUCACCAUCCACCCCUCCAUCGUCAUAGGCCCUCCCGUCCUCGUCCCCUCAUCGCCAUCCAAGCUCAACGAGACUCUCAAGCCACUCUACUCCAUUUUCGCCGGCCUAACCGGUGUUCUUCCAACAAGAUACGGUUCGGGCGCCACGAUCGAUGUCCGCGACGUCUCCCGAGUUCACCUUUGGGCCUACGAGAAUCACACCAUCGCAAACGGCGAGAAGUACAUCGCGAGCAGUGGCAUCGGCCCAAACCAAGGCAUCGCCGACAUCCUGCGCGCGCAGUACCCCGAACGCAAGAAUAUCCCGAUCGGCGACCCUGAGACGGGUUAUUUGUUCAAGAAGGAUGCGAAUGGCAGGAUUGUCGAGAUUUCGCACGUUCCUGGCACAUCGCGUAUUUCGGGGCAGAAGGCGGUGGAGGCGACUGGGAAGGAAUGGAUCGGCUUUCCCCAGAGUAUUUUGGAUACAGCCAAGGCCUUGGAAAGCUUAAAUGGGGAGGACUAAAAGUCUUAGCUAUGGGGCAGCGUACAUAGAUAUAAGACAUUAUCAUAUGUAUUGGCUUCAUUAAUGAACGACGGGAGUAAUUCGACUAAGCUUUCAAAUCGAAGGUUGUGUGUGCAACACUACAGCGGCUACAAAAGCACGCCUGACAACAAAGCCGACCACAAGACGAUGAUAUACCAGUUUCGCACCAACAACGCGAAAAGUUGUUGCCCCACCUACUCCGCAUCAUCAUAUGUUUGCCAG
Pseudogymnoascus verrucosus is the source of this 1567-nucleotide messenger RNA. RefSeq lists its product as uncharacterized. Bases 221 to 1324 code for a protein of 367 amino acids. The record is from RefSeq and is a predicted model, not a curated record. Lineage: Eukaryota; Fungi; Ascomycota; Leotiomycetes; Thelebolales; Thelebolaceae. The transcript has 3 exons. Gene Ontology annotation, molecular function: oxidoreductase activity, acting on the CH-OH group of donors, NAD or NADP as acceptor.